AACAUGGGUCUUCAUUUUUCAUAGCGUGAAAUAGGUUCGAUUUGUGUACGUAUCAAACGAAUGAUUAAAAAGGACAAAACAAAUUAAUAGAUAAGCAUUUCAAAAAUUAACCAUUUCAGUUGAGUAUGUGGAACAUUCUGAAAUGGCUAUGACUGAGGUACUGUUCGAAAAACAACCCAAGAAAAAGAAAUGGUGGAAAACGAAUCGUGGUUUGAUUAUAAUAUUAUUAGUGCUGAUUUGCGGGGUGUUGGGUUCAUAUAUUUAUUAUCUCAGAAUAAAAGCCGAUACAGGUGAUAUAUGCACUACAACAGAAUGUAUGAGAGCAUCGGUAGCAAUUAUUUCAUCGAUAGACCAAUCAGUUAACCCUUGUGACGAUUUCUAUAGUUUCUCAUGUGGAAAUUUCAUCAAAGAAGCAUAUGAAACAAGAAACCCUUUUCCUCAUCUUGCCCAGCAACUCAGAAGAAACAACCAAAUCAACGGUAUUAUCGCCUCCCCAAUUACAGGAGAUGAACAGACACCAUUACUGCUCCAAAAAACCUUCUAUCAGUCUUGUAUGAACGUAUCAACCAUAGAUGAGGACAAUAACAGGACAUUCAUGAAGAUAAUAGAGGAACUUGGAGGGUGGCCAGUCAUCAAGGGCCAGGAAUGGGAUUUUGAAAUUUUUGAGCUCGAUACCAUGAUGGUGAAAUGUAAAGAACUUGGACUGCCAUUCCAAUGGUUUUUUACAAUAACUCCUAUUGAUCAAAUCAAUCACAUAAAGAUUGGUAUCCCUUCUAUAGACUCACACUUUGAAGAUCCCUUUAAAGAAGCUGUUUAUUUUGAACUGAUGGUCGAGACAGCUGUCACAAUGGGAGGAUCUAGGUCCAUAGCCAAAAUCGAGCUGGAGAAAGUUCUGGAUUUUGAAAGAAAUCUAGUUCAGAUAUUUAAAAAGUACGAUUUUUCCGAAAACACCGUCACCAAUUAUGACGACUUGACGCUAAUUUUUUCCAAUAACGACUUUUCGUUGCUAAUCGAAGAACUGAUAGAUGAAGAGUUUCUCUUCACGGAUAAUACUACUAUGAUGGUAAAUGAGAAUAUUAUGAAAGAAUUGAAUUUGCUGCUGGCAGGAACGUCUAGAAGGACUUCUGCCAAUUUUUUCAUUUGGAAAAUCAUUCAGGAUUUCGGGGUACUUCUGGCAACGCCUAUUAGAGAAAAUUUUGGAAAUUUUUCCACUUUCAUGACAAAAAGUAGAGUCAUGACUCGAUCACAAAUAUGUUCCGAAGAAUCUAAAAAAAGAUUUCCAAACAUCGCAGAAGCAUCCUAUAUCAAAAAAUAUGUUAACGAUGAAACUGUUCAAGAAAUAAAAACAAUGAUAAGUAAUAUCAAAAAUAGGUUUGUUGCACGAAUUAAUGGGGCAGACUGGAUUUCCAAAGGUUCUAAAGUAUUAGCAACUGAAAAAAUUAAAAAUGUUACAGAAAUAAUUGGCGAUCAAAAUCUACAGUUUGACAGUGACUUGCUAGAUGAGUUACUAGAUAAUGAAAACUUGACUUUUACCUCAAGUAACAUAAUCCAUAUGGCCAGAGAGAAAAAUAUCAAUGAUUUUCGCAUAAAAUUUAUGGGAAAAAUCACAACAGAUGAAUUACUAACUCAGUUUAUCUUCAAGACUACGACAGAAGUUAAUGCUGGCUUCAUUGAUCCGGCUAAUGUUAUCGUUAUUUCUGCAGCGUUCAUUCAAGAUAUCUUCUAUAGUAAACAGAGACCAAAUUAUUUGAAUUAUGGAAGCUUAGGCAUGAUCAUAGGACACGAAUUAGCCCACGGGCUUGAACGAGAUGCCAAAGUUCAAAUUCCGGAAGGAAAACAGAAAUUUAUGGAGUCUCAGUAUAACGAAACUGUGAACGAAGAAUAUUUCAUGUUCAUGCUCAACUCAACUAGUCUGUGGGACAAUGAAACUUUGGAUGAAAUAGUUGCUAGAUCGACAUGCCUUGAUGACCAGUACAUAGAAUUUCUGGAUGAGGAAAACGACGAUGUUGAGGAAAGUCUUCACAAUGAAAACUUUGCCGAUCUGAUAGGUAUUGACAUUGCCUACGAAGCAUAUCAUGAUUGGUGGAAAAUUCACGGAAAUGAAGAGAAAGCUUUGCCCGGCUUGACCUACACCCCUAAACAGAUGUUUUGGAUACAAUUCGCAACUAAUUUCUGCUAUGAAAAAAUAAUUGCUGAAGAAUACGAUAUCCUCAACCGAAAUCACGCCUCGUUUAACUACAGAGUAUUAUCGCCUCUGAAAAACUCGCGAUACUUUCCAUUAGAUUUCAAAUGUUCUCCUGGUACGAAUAUGAAUUCAGUAGAGAAAUGUUUCAUUUUCUAAUGUUUUUUUCUAGUUUUUGGUCGAUAUUGUUAUCUAUUAUUAUCAAUUACUUCAAAAUCAAUGUACAAAUUGUUAAGUUGAAAAUAAACUUUUUUUAAUAAU
Molecule: messenger RNA, 2443 nt
Organism: Leptinotarsa decemlineata (Colorado potato beetle)
Lineage: Eukaryota; Metazoa; Arthropoda; Insecta; Coleoptera; Chrysomelidae
Product: neprilysin-1
Biological process (GO): protein processing
Cellular component (GO): plasma membrane
Molecular function (GO): metalloendopeptidase activity
Source: RefSeq, a predicted model, not a curated record